Molecule: messenger RNA, 1191 nt
Organism: Staurois parvus
Lineage: Eukaryota; Metazoa; Chordata; Amphibia; Anura; Ranidae
Source: the annotation of a GenBank genome assembly
AUGAAGUGUGGAUAUAAAUCCCCAACAAAGUUGUCACCUUCAAAAUCCAGGCACAACUCCAGUCCAACCAAGCAGCAUGACUGUAGUCCAACCAAGCAUGAGCAAGAACCUUGCAAAGAAUAUGGAUCUCCUCAAAAACCUGACUGCUUGGAAACAAAUAUUGAGCACUUGUCUCCAACAAGGGUGGACAGCUCUAAACAAGACAGACCAGUCAACAACAAAGAAAACUUGUUAAGCAGACUUGAAGCAGCUGAAGUGAAUGAUGUAGAUUGUAGUCCUUUACAGGACAGUGGCUAUGCUUCAAUACUGCACAAUGACUCCCAAAGCCAAGAUGAGGAGGAUGAGUUCAGCAGCUCAUGUCUUCCAUCAUUCGAAACGCCAAAGCAGCUUAGCCUGCAGAGUGAGAAACCUGCAUCAGUGUUCACAAGCAUGUUGCCAGCGCUGCGUUUUGAGGAAGCCGUUUGUUCUACCUUGAAGAAAAGCUGUAAGAGAAGUCCCAGGUUUGAUUGGGACGCUAUUGAAGAAGUCGCCUCCAGGGAAGCCUAUGGUCUUGAUAAGCUGAUUGGCAAAAAGAUGGGUUUGGAAAGACUGGAUAUCCUUGGUGAACUUUUCAAAAGAGAUUUCAAGCAUCUCCUCAGCAAAAUUUUGAAGCAUCUUAGUGCAAUUGAUUUAAUAAAUGUAAUCUGUGUGAGCUCAACAUGGAGGAAGAUCCUGCAGAGGGAUAGCUGGGCUUACAGCAUUUAUCACAAGUGCCACAAAGAAAUAUGUGAAAAAGAAGCAAGGAAAGAGGAACAUACUGCAACACGUGAUUCUUCAUUGUUCCGGGUACCACUUGCCUCUGUUCAGAAAGUAGCCAGUGCUGCGUGUUGUAUUUCGAAGAAAAAAUGUUAUAAAAAGAAUUCAUCAGCCCCACAUAGUCGACACACUGAGUUUAAUGAGGUUGGGAAAACACUAAAUAAUGACCAAAGCCUUAAAAUUUGUAGAGACUGUGGUUCUCCCGCCAAAUAUGAUUCCUACCUACACAGAGCAAUCUGCACCCGGGCAAGCUGUCAGUUGGACUUUUGCACACUUUGCAACUGUGAAUAUCACUUUUCCAAAGACUGCAUGAUCAGUGUAACUCGAAAUCAUAAAUACUUGUCACAACCUCUUCCUGGAAGUAAAAAGAGCAAGCAAAACUUGAGAAGGCUUUAA